This is a messenger RNA of Dovyalis caffra, 1131 nucleotides long. NCBI's taxonomy places the organism in Eukaryota, Viridiplantae, Streptophyta, Magnoliopsida, Malpighiales, Salicaceae. The record is from the annotation of a GenBank genome assembly.
AUGGCACUUUCGGCACUCCUCUACAUCAAACACCCAAAUCCCUUCCCUCCUCUCCACUUCUCCAAAUCACACAUCCACCCCAAAAAACCAUUAAUUCUCACUUCCACCCAAACAACCCCAGCACUUAAAUCCCACAAAAAAAUGCUCCCUCACAGACCAAAUUCAGUCUCAAUGCAAGGAGUUCUUUCAGAGGCUAUGAACUUGAUCCAAUCAGCACCACCCACUUGGCAAUCAGCCUUUUUCAGUAAUCUGUCGAUUUUUGUUGUUGGGUCUCCAAUUUUGGUAUCUGGGCUCUCUCUUUCGGGGAUUUUUGCUGCUUUUUUGUUGGGUACUCUCACUUGGCGCGCUUUUGGUCCUUCUGGGUUCCUCCUUGUUGCCUCUUACUUUGUUAUUGGAACUGCAGCUACAAAAGUGAAAAUGGCACAAAAGGAAGCUCAAGGGGUGGCUGAGAAGAGGAAGGGAAGAAGGGGACCAGGCAGUGUGAUUGGUUCAAGUGCUGCUGGUUGUGUGUGCGCUUUUCUGUCAAUAUUUGGAGUAGGGGGAGAGGCAUUUCUUGCGCUUUGGCGACUUGGGUUUGUUGCCAGUUUCUGUACUAAGUUGAGUGAUACAAUCUCAAGUGAGAUAGGGAAGGCAUAUGGCAAAACUACGUACCUUGUUACCACAUUUAAGGUAGUUCCGAGGGGAACAGAAGGGGCUGUCAGUGUUGAGGGAACGCUAGCUGGAUUGCUAGCCUCUAUACUUCUUGCCUCCAUUGGUUGUUUCAUUGGUGAGAUAAAUGUACCUGAAGCAGUUAUAUGCGUGAUAGCUUCCCAGAUUGCUAAUGUUGGUGAGAGCAUAAUAGGUGCUGUGCUCCAGGAGAAAGAAGGAUUUCAAUGGGGUGGUGGGGGUUUACCGGACUACAUACCCACAACCCCACAUCCUAGGAGUCUUAGAAGGCUCAAACUUGGUACUCAAUGGCAUGCCAAUCUAUGGAAUGCAGCCAGCAGUGCUGAGAAGUAUCUGCCUCCUGUGUGUAACUGGCCUGACAUUGCUGAGCUCAACAAUGAUGCUGUCAAUGUCAUCAACAUAUCUGUGGGCAGCAUUUUAGCAGUACUGAUGCAGCAAAUCAUUCUCAGAAACUGGGGUGCUUGA